AGUGGAACGCACCCGAAGCGACGUAUCCAGAAUCGAGAACAGAACACCACUACGUCCGGUCGACCGUCGAGUUUCCUUUUGCACGUUUCUUUCGACGCAGACAGCAUGGUUAACGUGCCGAAGCAAAGGCGUACUUUUUGCAAAAAAUGCAAAGUACACAAAAAUCACAAGGUGACGCAGUAUAAGAAAAGCAAGGAGAGACGUGCCUCGCAAGGCAGAAGGCGUUAUGACCGUAAACAGCAGGGUUUCGGCGGUCAAACGAAGCCUAUUUUCAGGAAGAAGGCAAAAACUACCAAGAAAAUUGUACUGAGAAUGGAAUGCACUGAAUGCAAGUACAGGAAACAAAUUCCAUUGAAGAGGUGCAAACAUUUCGAGCUGGGUGGUGACAAGAAGAGGAAGGGACAAAUGAUUCAAUUCUAAGAUUACCCAUUCUUCUCUGUAUUUAAUAAAAAAUAAAAAAACCUAUAGGGAUUUGUA
Messenger RNA from Dinoponera quadriceps, 477 nucleotides. RefSeq names its product 60S ribosomal protein L44 (gene RpL36A). Gene Ontology annotation, molecular function: structural constituent of ribosome. The record is from RefSeq and is a predicted model, not a curated record. The transcript has 4 exons. Lineage: Eukaryota; Metazoa; Arthropoda; Insecta; Hymenoptera; Formicidae. Gene Ontology annotation, cellular component: cytosolic large ribosomal subunit; ribosome. Gene Ontology annotation, biological process: translation. Bases 106 to 420 code for a protein of 104 amino acids.